GAGAGAGAGAGGGAGAGAGAGAGGGAGAGGGAGGGAGUUGUUCUGAGCAUCAUGUCAGCCUCAGCAGUGUUUGUCCUGGAUCUGAAAGGGAAGGUUCUGAUAUGUAAAAAUUACAUGGGUGACAUAGACAUGAGUGAAAUUGACCACUUCCUGCCGAUGCUGAUGCAGAUGGAGGAGGAUGGACCUGGUUCACCCAUCUUCACCCAUGGACAUGUUCACUUCCUUUGGAUAAGGCAUAGCAACCUGUAUCUGGUGGCAGUGACAAAGAAAAAUGGAAAUGCAGCCUUAGUUUUUUCAUUUUUGUACAAAAUUAUUCAGGUUUUCACAGAAUAUUUCAAGGAGGUCGAAGAGGAAAGCAUUCGGGAUAACUUUGUCAUUGUUUAUGAGCUUUUGGACGAGGUGAUGGAUUAUGGAUUUCCACAAACAACAGACAGUAAGAUUCUGCAGGAGUACAUCAUGCAGCAGGGACAUAAGCUGGAGAUUGGAGCUCCGAGACCUCCAGCCACCCUUACAAAUGCAGUGUCUUGGAGAUCAGAAGGUGUAAAGUACAGGAAGAAUGAGGUGUUCAUUGAUCUGAUUGAAUCUGUCAAUUUAUUGGUGAGUGCAAGUGGCAGUGUCUUGAAGAGUGAGGUCGUUGGGAAUGUAAAGUUGAAGGUAAUCCUGUCGGGAAUGCCAGAGCUGCGACUUGGGCUCAAUGACAAAGCGCUGUUUGAAAUCUCCGGACGGGACAAGAGUAAAUCUGUGGAACUGGACGACGUGAAGUUUCAUCAGUGUGUGCGCUUGUCUCGCUUUGAGAACGAUCGAACCAUUUCCUUCAUUCCACCAGAUGGAGAGUUUGAGCUGAUGUCUUACCGUCUGUACACUCAGGUAAAGCCUUUAAUAUGGAUUGAGUCAGUGAUUGAGAAAUAUUCGCACAGCCGAGUGGAAAUUAUGGUAAAAGCCAAGAGUCAAUUUAAACACCGCUCCACAGCAAACAAUGUGGAGAUUUGUGUGCCUGUUCCAAGUGAUGCUGACACACCAAAGUUCAAGACCAGCACAGGCAGUGCAAAAUGGCUCCCAGAAAAAAGUGUUGUCAACUGGUCAAUCAAGUCUUUCCCUGGUGGAAAGGAGUAUCUGAUGCGGGCUCACUUUGAUCUCCCAAGUGUGGAGGGUGAGAUGGAGGCAAAGCCCCCGAUUACUGUGAAGUUUGAAAUCCCAUAUUUCACAGUCUCCGGAAUCCAGGUGCGCUACCUGAAGAUUAUUGAGAAAAGUGGAUACCAUGCACUUCCCUGGGUUCGCUACAUAACACAGAGUGGAGAUUACCAGCUGAGGACAAAUCAAUAGCAUCGCUGUCACCCAGCAGCAUCCAAUUUGAAGGACAACAUUUUUGAAUGAAGGAGAAAGGGAAGACUCUCUUCAAGGCUGUAAGUGGGUGGAUGCCACACACCGAAAAGCCUUCACAUCACUUCCACAUACUGGAUGGAAAAGAUGUGACCAUGUGUAUCAUUCUUCAUUGCCGUUUGUUUGGUUUUUUACUGGUGGACACUUUAUUGCUGCUCCUAGCAGGUUUCUCUGGUAGCUAGAACGUGUCAGAAUAUUACCGAUCUUUCGAUUGAUUCAUGGUCAUUUUCAACACUGUAAGUAACGCUGUGGGAAAUUUUGAACUAGUUUUACUUUUUGGGGUGAAUCCUUGUGAAAUUGGACCUGAAGCCCUUUACAAACUCUUCACUUCCAAUAACAGUUUUCCGAAACAUGGCCAUUGACUGGGUUUAUGUGGAAACAAAAUAAAUUGGAUAAAAAUUAUAAGCCACAUAAAUAUGAUGACAAUCAAUGCAAUUCCUGAAUUAUAUAAUAAUGUUUAGUCCCCAGUUAUUAAGGGGACUUGAUGUGGAAUCAUCCCUACAAAGACUGUCAUAAAUAAACAUUUCUAUAAAUCUCACUACUGCUCAGUUAUGACAAUAUAAUUCACAAGCUCAAUGGAAACAGCUAGGAAUAGACCUAGUAUUGAUACAAAUACAUUUUCUGGAACAGAACAAUGUAAAUGGCAGCUUUGUAUUCAAUACAAAGUUAGUUUCCUCAUUUGCUGCACUUUCAUCAUUUACUACAACAUCAACAACUUGACCCUGACAGCUCCACUACUUUAUGAUGAACUGGAAUUGCAGUAUAUUAGAGUUUUGCAUGAAACUCAUCUGGAGUUUCUGAUCAGUUCUGACGAAUGAAACUAUCAGAUCUCUUAAAUCUCUUGCAUUGUUCCUCAAAUGAUAAAAGAGAUGACAAUCUUGAUAUAGUGUGUGUAUAUAUAUAUAUAUGCUGUAUUAUUAGCUGUGGAUGGGUCAGUCAAUAUUAAUUGUUAUGAGUGAGAUCUAAAACUGGACCAUUUCACCCUCUCUAAUUACCUCCAGCACUGUUUUGUACUCUCCUGAGCCGCCAAGUUCAACAAGUGAAACGUUUCUCUCUCUCCAUUUUCGUUUAUUCAUUCCAGCUAUUCCACCUGAACCAUUUUGUUUUGUCCUACAUAUGCUUGCGAUUUGUUCAUUUUCUGUUGAAAAAGUGGAUUAAAUUGUUGCUAAUUGUUCAGAAUUCUCCCCCCUCUCCCCCGUUCAAUGAAUGAUGUUUAAAUUCCGGUGGUUUCAAACUCCAACCUGUGUUACCGAAUAAAAAUUCACGAUCAAA
This is a messenger RNA of Callorhinchus milii (elephant shark), 2652 nucleotides long. RefSeq names its product AP-1 complex subunit mu-1. Gene Ontology annotation, cellular component: clathrin-coated vesicle; clathrin adaptor complex. The record is from RefSeq and is a predicted model, not a curated record. The coding region runs from base 52 to 1323 and encodes 423 amino acids. The transcript has 12 exons. Lineage: Eukaryota; Metazoa; Chordata; Chondrichthyes; Chimaeriformes; Callorhinchidae. Gene Ontology annotation, molecular function: clathrin-cargo adaptor activity. Gene Ontology annotation, biological process: intracellular protein transport; vesicle-mediated transport.